Molecule: messenger RNA, 5240 nt
Organism: Nerophis lumbriciformis (worm pipefish)
Lineage: Eukaryota; Metazoa; Chordata; Actinopteri; Syngnathiformes; Syngnathidae
Gene: kcnj5
Product: potassium inwardly rectifying channel subfamily J member 5
Biological process (GO): potassium ion import across plasma membrane; regulation of monoatomic ion transmembrane transport
Cellular component (GO): plasma membrane
Molecular function (GO): inward rectifier potassium channel activity
Source: RefSeq, a predicted model, not a curated record
UAUAGAGGCGGUGAGGAGCAGAAGGAGCUGGCUUGCAGGAAGAGAGAGGAUAGGGAGGAGUGCUGCAGAAAAAAAAGACUGAGCGCACAGUCCUGGGAAGAAGAAGAAUGCCUGGAAGAGACCGCCACUCGCACAAUGACCUGAAGGUCUUCAGCUUCAGUUGAGAAUGGCGGGAGAUUCCAGAAUCCUCAUGGACCACAACAUAGAGAUAGGUGUCACGCCUGCACAGGUGAAGAAGCUUCCCAAACACUUACGGGACGCCCAGAUCUCGACAGAGCGAACGCACUUGAUAUCCGACCCUGCCAAGAAGCCACGUCAGCGCUACGUGCAAAAGGACGGCAAGUGCAACGUCCACCAUGGAAACGUACAAGAGACCUACCGAUACCUCAGUGACUUGUUCACAACACUAGUCGACCUCCGCUGGCGUCUUAGUCUCUUUAUUUUCACCCUGGUUUAUGUUGUCAACUGGCUUUUCUUUGGCUUUUUGUGGUGGUUGAUUGCACUCAUCCGUGGGGAUCUCCUGCAUGCAGACGAAGAGGGCUGGACCCCCUGCGUGGAGAACAUGAACAGUUUUGUCUCGGCCUUUCUUUUCUCUAUCGAGACAGAGACUACAAUUGGGUACGGUUAUCGUGUUAUCACGGAGAAAUGCCCGGAAGGUAUUGUUCUGCUUUUGGUGCAGGCCAUACUGGGUUCCAUUGUCAAUGCCAUGAUGGUGGGCUGCAUGUUCGUCAAGAUCUCACAGCCUAAGAACCGCGCAGAGACCCUCAUGUUCUCGCACAAAGCAGUCAUAUCGAUGCGAGACAACAAGAUGUGCCUGAUGUUUCGAGUGGGGGACUUGAGAAAUUCUCACAUUGUGGAGGCCUCCAUCCGAGCAAAGCUGAUACGUUCGCAGCAGACAAAGGAGGGGGAAUUUAUCCCGCUCAACCAAACAGACAUAAACAUUGGCUUCGACACGGGGGACGACCGACUGUUCCUGGUAUCCCCACUCAUCAUCUCACAUGAGAUCAACGAGAAGAGCCCUUUCUGGGAAAUGUCCCUGGCACAAAUGGAGAAGGAAGAGUUCGAGAUCGUGGUUAUCCUUGAGGGCAUGGUGGAGGCCACAGGGAUGACGUGUCAAGCAAGAAGCUCCUACCUGGACACAGAAGUGCUUUGGGGCUACCGCUUCACACCCGUUCUCUCCCUGGAGAAGGGCUUCUACGAGGUCGACUACAACAACUUCCACGACGUCUACGAGACCAACACCCCUAUCUGCAGCGCCAAGGAAUUGGCCGCCAAGCUCCGGGAGGGGCCGCUAUUGCCUCAGCUGUCAUUGCUCAGCCCGGAACCAAAAAUGCAUACUUUUGACCCUCUAAACCGCCUGUCUGACUUGGACCCACCGAGCCAGGUUGAGGACAAGGAGGAAGGGGAAUCAGGAGGAGACAGAGGAGAGACCAAUGGCUCUGCGGCUGCUUUAGAGGAGACGCCCUUUGCUGAUGGACUACCUGACUGAUUAGCCAUGAACAGCCAGCUUGUUCCAUUGCAAGGACACUCUUCUUCAGCCUCGGAAUCAUGCAAUACUCCUCUUCUAGAGUGUCAAUCUAUAGUAUAGAUUGCUUUUUAGACACUGUACUGUAAGUAACGACACACAUACAGCAUCUAUAUCUUCACUUAAAAAGUUGGUGGUGCCGAUUGUCUUUUUAUAAUUCUAUAAUCAUGUCCACUUACUACUAUUACAGUUGUGUGAGGGAAACUCGAUCUGAAGAUUACAGAUUACACCGAGCACAUUAUGGAUAUACCAUUGCUCUGAUUUUAAAGAGUAUUGAUUCAUCUUAGCAAAGCUAAUGUGUCUGACAGACGCAUCUCUGCAGUGAUGGAGGAAAAUUAUUCGCCGCCUCUGUUCAUGUUACACAGUUUCCUCUUCACUGGAACAUGUAAGGCUAAUCGUUUGCUCGUAGGAAAACCUAGGAAACGAUCCAAAUGCAACGAAUAUGCAGUUUUUGUUUUCGAAACCCUGUCUUUGCUGUGCGUCUAUCAUCAUGUGUCUGUGACUAAUUGUCUCUCUCGCACACACUGGGAGCUUUGCCCCAAAAUAUGCCAGCUUGUACCUCAUUCUAUGCUCAUUUUCAGGGUAAUUAUCUGCAACAUAGGCUGGUAAAAGAAGACAAUGCUGACAGAGUGACUAGCUGAUUGGAAGUAGUAAGAUUUCUCCCCCUACAAUUAUUUAAUGCUGCUUUGGUAAAUUAUAACUGGACAGUAGUGGUUAAGGUGCAUUUAAUUGACAAAGACCAAGACCAAAAUGUACAGUCGUCCCUCGCUACAUCACGCUUCAACCGUCAUACAUUGCAGUUAAAAAAAACACAGACAAACUUUUUUAAAGCAUAAUCUGCAUGUUUUGGCCUACAUUUAAAUGUUAAAUGAAGUUUUAUUUACAUAUAUCACAGUGCAGUAUUUUUUCUUAUUUUCUAUUAGUAUUAGGUUGUGGCGAUCGAUUAAUAUUCACCAAGCACGACUUCCGUUUCAGAGUUCAGGGUGAACUCUACUAUGUAAACAACACAACACCAAUCCUGGGGCGACUAUCUUCACCGCAACAGUCCCAAGUUGACUACCUUUUGGCAGAACAGCUUUCUGAUUGAUUUAAUCUUCAACUACUGAUUCAUCAAUACCACAUAUCCACAUUGGUGAGCCUUUGAUGUGAGCGAUGCAGAACGACAUCAGUUGGACAAAGCAUCAAAGUCAGUGCAGCACUUCAGGCUAACAAGACUGCUAUAACCUAUCGGCAACAGAUCAGCCAAAGUGGAGAUGUACAAUUUUGUUGUACUUCAUCUUCCACAUCAAUAUCACAGCUUUGGCGUGAGCGAUGUGAAAUAACAAGGCAGACAAGAAAUGCUAACAAGGAAUGCUUACAUCAAAGCAAAUUGUUGUAGCUGCAAGUGUCAAGUUGACUACGUUUUUGCAAAACAACUUGUGAUUUUAGCAGAUCAAAGCCCAGUUUUAACGUCGAGGAAUUUCUCAGGGUGUGACAAAAUAUUUCGAAUUUGUGGCCAUGUUUUAGUGGCCGGGCAAAAGCUAGAGCAAUGACAUUUGGAGGAUGCUGCGGGCUAUCGUUGCGUACUGUAACCUACAGUAGAACAAAUUCAAGGCUAGUAUAUUGGGUGAACAAGUGUAAAGGUGAGUUUAUGGAUGUAACGAUAUGAACAUUUCAUAACACGGUUAUUGUGACCAAAAUUAUCACGGUUAUUAUUGCGGUAAUGUUGAAUGUGCUCAAAAAGUACUCAUACACACACUGAAAUCUUUUGACCAAGUUAUUUAAAUAAAACAAACACAAUGUUACAAAACCCACUAUGUUGCAUGUUUUGUGUUUCUUAUGCUUCACUGAUAGUGUUUUAGUCUUAAGUUUUAAUGGUAUCAUUUAAGCUUUUAUUGUUUUGAAUAUUUGUUUGUCCUGUAGCACUUUAAGACUUAUUUAAAUGAAAAGUGAGUAACAAAAUGUAUCAUUAUUCUUUAUUAUUUUUGGUGGAUGUCGUGGCGUCUUACUCGGUUCAGCGGUCCUUGAAUGCACCGUAAAAACACACCUCCGUCUCGUAAUCCUCAAUCACUCAGGCUAAGAGAGCACAGCUUGUAGGUUGAUUGUGCACAACUGAAUACUGUAGCUUAGUUGCUCAGACAGCAAUGUGCUUGUGGUUAGCGUGUCCGCCCUGAGAUCGGUAGGUCGUGAGUUCAAACCCCAGCCGAGUCAUACCAAAGACUAUAAAAAAUGGGACCCAUUACCUCCCUGCUUGGCGCUCAACAUCAAGGGUUGGAAUUUGGGGUUAAAUCACCAAAAAAUUAUUCCCGAGCGCGACCACUGCUGCUGCUCACUGCUGCUGCUCCCCUCAAAUGCAGAGAGUAAUUUUCACCACACCUAGUAGUGUGAUAUUUUAACUUAACUUAUAUAAGUUUAGAUUGGGGAAAUGCAUUUAAGCUUGUGAGCUGGCGCCAGUCAGUCCAUGAGUUUAUCAAAGUAUUUAAAACGGUACUACGAAGUUUUACCACGGUUAUCAUUAUUAUCGUUUAUCCCUACAUCCCUAGGAUGACUGUAUGGGUGUUAUUUCAUGUUUAAAGGGCUUUAUAAUGUGAAAAAAAAAGCAUUAAGAAGGUUGUAAACAGUUUUAUUAUGCUCUUACUAUGAAAAACUAGAUUUAUUAGUGAUUAUCCUACAUUGCGGGAAGUUGUUUAUCGCAAUCAUGUCCGGUCCCAAUUAACCGUGAUAAGCGAGGGACAACUGUAUGUGCUGUAAUCCAACAAACCUUGUCUGCAUCACAAACAUGUCAACUAGUGUUGUAGUCAAGACUAUGGACGGGCAUUUGACUCAGUUUUCUUGAUCAAUAAUAAUUGGAAAAUGUAUAACUACUCACAAUUCAUGAAAUAGUCAGCUAGCUAACAAACAGGUGGUUUAACUUAAACUGUACACUGUGGUCAUUAUAGCAUUGCUGAAAACAACAAAUCCAAUUUUGGCCUUGAUCAGACCAGAGGUUUUUCAAAGUGUGGCACAGUGAGACUCUCCUUAGAGAAUACAGUUUAAUACAAUACUAUUCCUCGAAAAACUGAUUUUCUGGAGCAUACCCUAUAUUAUGGAGUUUACUGCUCACCCAGCUGUGUACUCACUCUCACUGUAGGAAGUAAAAAUCAAUACAUUUUGCCUUUAAACAUAACAGUCGUUAGCUGGGUAGGUUUGAAAAAUCUUUUUAGGUUUUUAUCGUUGGCCACCCUUGAGGUCUUCUGGUACUUUGAAAACCCGUGGCACAGACAUUUGCAGCGUAUACAGCAAGGAUACAGACACCAGUCCUAACAAAGCCACUGCCCCGUCAAAUUAUGAUGAACGUCCAAUUGUAAACAUAUUGCAGCUUAAUCCCCCUUCUAGAUAGAGUUAAUUAAAGGGAAAUAUUGUGUCUUUCAGUAUUCCAUAAGAGGAGAUGAUCGGUGUGGAUCAAACUGCUCACCAAGUACUGCUGCCGGCUGAUGCAUGUCAGUUAUAGGAAGACGGAUUUUAUACGAAGUGUAUUUUUCAAAUGGUCUAUGAAAUGUUGGCUGAAACACAUGAUGACAAUGUCUACUUAUUUUAACGGGAGUCUACCUGCACAGAUGCAACUGUUGUUGAUGAGCAGAUCUUGGGUCUGUCAUCUGGAAUAUUUGCCUUUUUUCAUUGAUUCCGUCAUGUCCUCACCCUAUUACUUGAAGUCUUUUUGUCCUUAGAUAAUUUAAAUUUCUUCAUUGUUUUACCC